GGCAACCUGAUGUGCCCGGCUCUCCUUCUCGCCCGCCGACAAAUGAUCCAGCAUGAGAUCUAUAACCCUACCUCUAGCGUGGUUUCCCGUGACUUUGCUUCAGAACGAGAGCCCUCUUUCCUCUUUCCUGUCUUCCCACCGUCAUCCUCCACCAGCUUCUUCUCCUGUGUCGCCUUGCUCCCAUCUUUGACCUUGGUCUCCCUUUACCACGCCGUCGUGCCCUUUUGCUCCCCCGGUUACUCUCACCAUCUUCUACUCUAUGCCCUACCAUCAUCUUCCCAGGACAUAACGUCGUCAUUUUCGCGCUCCUUGCUGUUCUCGUCACCCUAGCCCCAUUUUUCUCCCUUCGUCCCAAGCAGCCAAGUAUCUGGGGCUGAUUCUGCCUACUAUUCUUCAGACGCUACUUACCGCGUCCUCGAGCACUUGCUUUAUUUUCCAUCACGCUCAUCGUGAGCUUGACGAGAGGAGGCGCAUUUAUACCGCUGUUGAACCUUGCCGACGCCUCGGCUCACAGCGCAGCUCCUGGUCUGGUGAAAAUUUGCCCAAGAGCUUCCUUCUCCCUGACCUCCUCCGCCAGCAGAGGCUCCUUGCCUUGCGCCGCCUGAGGGAUUGACAAUGGCUCUCGUGCCUCAUCCAUCGCCUCCGGGCGUCAUCGGUCUGCAACCUGGACCUCACUUUGGUGGACAGAUCAACGGAGCCACGCCGGUUGAUGCGCAUAUGCAACGCCAACGCCUUCUGGCGCAAUUGAACGAAUCAACAUGGCAAAGAAUAGGAUCCCUGAACGAGUUACUUGGAGACCACGAAGCCGCUCUGUUUGCGUAUGAGCAAGCUCUCAGACACAACCAAUGGUCAACGCAGACCCUGAACGCGAUUUCUUGUAUUCUCCGGACAAAGGAGAAAUACCCUGAAGCUAUGGAAUAUCUCAAAAACAUCCUGAAGGUCGAACCUGCCAACGGCGAGGCGUGGGGGAACCUAGGCCACUGCUAUUUGAUGAUGGACAACCUCCAAGAAGCUUACACUGCCUACCAGCAAGCUCUUUACUACCUGCCCAAACCCAACGAGCCCAAGCUGUGGUACGGCAUCGGUAUCCUCUACGACCGAUAUGGCUCCUUGGAACAUGCCGAGGAGGCCUUCUCCCAGGUCAUGCGCAUGCAGCCAGACUUCGAGAAAGCCAAUGAGAUUUAUUUCAGACUCGGAAUAAUUUAUAAACAGCAACAGAAGUUCUCCCACAGCCUCGAAUGCUUCAAGUACAUCGUUAAUGAUCCGCCACGCCCUUUGAAUGAGGAAGACAUCUGGUUCCAGAUUGGCCACGUGUAUGAGCAGCAGAAAGAUUUUGAAGCCGCAAAACAGGCGUACAGGCGUGUUCUAGAGAGAGAUCCGAAACACGCCAAAGUGCUACAGCAGCUCGGCUGGCUGCAUCAUCAACAGAGUAACAGCUAUGCCAGCCAAGAUCAAGCCAUUGAAUACCUCGAACAGUCGGUCAGCUCAGACAACUCCGAUGCGCAGAGCUGGUAUCUGCUUGGCAGAUGUUACAUGGCACAGCAGAAAUUUCCAAAGGCGUAUGAGGCUUACCAACAAGCCGUUUACCGUGAUGGACGGAAUCCCACAUUUUGGUGCUCCAUCGGUGUGCUGUACUAUCAAAUCAACCAGUACCGAGACGCACUCGAUGCAUAUUCUCGCGCCAUCCGGCUUAAUCCAUACAUCUCGGAGGUGUGGUACGACCUUGGAACUCUGUAUGAGUCUUGCAACAACCAAACUUCUGAUGCUCUUGACGCGUAUGCCAGAGCAGCUGAGCUUGAUCCGACCAACACUCACAUUAAAGCCCGUCUUGCACUUCUGAGGAGCGGAGCAGCAACUGGGCCUAAUCAGCACAAUGCUCCCGUCCCGCAAGAUGUCCAUCCGCAAGCAUAUCAGAAUGGCGUUGGAGUACCUCCUGGCCCUCAAUGGGGUGGACCUACGUCGUCAAACCAGCAACCACAACAACCUCCAGUCGAUCCAGCUCGUGUUAACGACUGGGCGAGAGGCAUCGCGGGCAUCAAUCCGCCGCCGGGACAACAGCAACAAUCGCAGCCGCAGUCGCAGCAGUCUCAACCACCGCCGCCGCCGCCACAACAACAACCACCGAACGGCUAUGACGCACGCGACGCCAUGAGAGCUCCGCCUCCACGAGCUCCUAGCCCACGCCAGGACGGUCCGCGUCCGUAUGACUCAUCGCGUCAAACUCCAGUUCGCAAGCUGCAAUCUCCGUCGCCUAAGAUGCAACCGGCAAAUCCAGGCAUGUUCCCACCUGGGCCUCAGACUCUUCCGCAGAUCUCGAUGCAGGAUCGUCCUCCGGCUUUCGGUAGUGGAGUCCGUCCGUCUCCUACCAUGAAUGGAGCACCAGCGCCUCAUGCUAAUGGCAGCGCCUCUGGUUCAACUCUCCCACCGUAUGGGCGGCCUUUCAGUCCACCUAGUGAGCUGCGGCCACUGAGAGAUGAACGACCUCAAUCCCCAGGAGGCGGCUAUCGCCAACAGCCGUUCCAGUCCAAUCAACCAUUCCCUAGCAUUGCUAAUGGCGUGGCGUCCGCUGCACCCCCUCUUCCUGCCGUAGAGGGAGCUCCCCGUGAUGAUCGCCCACCCUCCGCUAUGAAACGGAGCCGUGAGUGGGAGUCCGAUGGAGGGCCCUCUAAGAAGAUAGCAAAUGAAGAGACUCGUGCACGUCUGGAUGACCCAACCCGUCGAAAUAGCCCCCCAGGUCGGUUACCAACCCCGAAAGAUCACUACAGGCGCAGCUCCUCUGAGUCUCGUCGCGAGAAUGAACGGCGUGCGAACGAGAACUACCAUCCCUCGGAGGCAGCACAUCAUCCUUACACCCAUCCUCAGCAGAUCCCGUCAAUGCAGUCUAUCCUCGACGGCCCAAAGGAGGACCGCAAAGAACAGGUCGAGCAGGCAGCUCGCAAAGUCGACGUAGAUGAGGAUUAUGAUAACAAUAGUGAGGACGAUAAGCGGGCUCCUCCUUCGGCAGCUCUGAGCAGCCCCCAGGUGGGGGCACCUCCGUCAGUGACGCCAAAACAAGAGAAUGCAGCAUAGUCGGUUUCGACAUCGGUCAGGAUUUCCUAUCGUGAUUUUCAUUUCUGUCGGUUGUGUUGGCUGGAUGUGUACAGCAGCAAGAUUGAGCCGGAGGAAUCAGCAUUGGAAAAGAUUCACAGUCGCAUUGUUACUUCAUUCUGUAAAAUGAGUACAUGUAUCUUCUUGAAAGAAUACGAAAUAACGAUAUCUAACUCAGAUCCGCCACUG
Molecule: messenger RNA, 3276 nt
Organism: Cladophialophora immunda
Lineage: Eukaryota; Fungi; Ascomycota; Eurotiomycetes; Chaetothyriales; Herpotrichiellaceae
Exons: 8
Coding region: 616-3069 (817 amino acids)
Biological process (GO): regulation of gene expression
Molecular function (GO): RNA polymerase II cis-regulatory region sequence-specific DNA binding; chromatin DNA binding; protein binding
Source: RefSeq, a predicted model, not a curated record